CACUUCCGGGUUGGGCCAUAACCUGGAGCCGGCGGCGUAGUUUGGCUCUCUAGGGCUUCACCCUUAAGCUCCGCCUUCGCUCCCGUCUUUCUGGAAACACGGCUUUGAUCUCGGGACAGCGUUGCAGACGCUAGUGUGAGCCCAUGGCAGAUACGACCCCGAACGGCCCCCAAGGGGCGGGCGCUGUGCAAUUCAUGAUGACCAAUAAACUGGACACGGCAAUGUGGCUUUCUCGCUUGUUCACAGUUUACUGCUCUGCUUUGUUUGUUCUGCCUCUUCUUGGGUUGCAUGAAGCAGCAAGCUUUUACCAACGUGCUUUGCUGGCAAAUGCUCUUACCAGUGCUCUGAGGCUGCACCAAAGAUUACCACACUUCCAGUUAAGCAGAGCAUUCCUGGCCCAGGCUUUGUUAGAGGACAGCUGUCACUACCUGUUGUAUUCACUCAUCUUUGUAAACUCCUACCCAGUUACAAUGAGUAUCUUCCCAGUCUUGUUAUUCUCUUUGCUUCAUGCUGCCACAUAUACGAAAAAGGUCCUUGAUGCAAGGGGCUCAAAUAGUUUACCUCUGUUGAGAUCUGUCUUGGACAAACUAAGUGCUAAUCAACAAAAUAUUCUGAAAUUCAUUGCUUGCAAUGAAAUAUUCCUGAUGCCUGCCACAGUUUUUAUGCUUUUUAGUGGUCAAGGAAGUUUGCUCCAACCUUUUAUAUACUAUAGAUUUCUUACUCUUCGAUAUUCGUCUCGAAGAAAUCCAUAUUGUCGGACCUUAUUUAAUGAACUGAGGAUUGUUGUUGAACACAUAAUAAUGAAACCUGCUUGCCCACUGUUUGUGAGAAGACUUUGUCUCCAGAGCAUUGCCUUUAUAAGCAGAUUGGCACCAACAGUUCCGUAGUUUAACAUCUAGUUAAGCUACAAAUAUAGUAUAAGCAUUAUUAGCAGCUGGUACUUCUGCUAGGGGUUGUAAAUUCCAGGUGUUACACUGACCUCAAUCCAAUUUACAUAAUUUACAUAAAUGCAUCUCAGUGGAAAAAUAAUCAUUUUCUUGGCAUGUUAAAUCAAGCUUAAAAAGUUUUGAGAAAAUUUUACUGCGCUGUGUUGCUAAUGGUUAAAAAGUCUGUAUCUAGUGAUACACAUACCAAUUUUUUAAAAAAGAUGCUGUUGUGCCUAUAUCAUGAAGUACAUUUAUUUCUCUUGUAAAAAUAGCUCUAAAAUUUGUUUCAACCGAAUUGGUAACCUGAGUUUAUAUCUGGCAUGAGUUCAUUAUGGUCAUAAACAUAUGUGAAUUCAGUACAUUUUGAGACAGUAUUCUAUCAUUCAGUAAUUUUGGUUAACGAUUUUAACACUUCUCCGUGUAUUUAAUUUCAAAUUGUUUUUUAAUUGCUUUUAUGCUGCUUUGUUAGGACAGAUGUGUUUUGAAUGUACUAUUAUAAGAAGAAUUCUGUGUAUCUUAAACUACGACCUUCUAAAAUUUUAUUUCCAUAAGUACUUCUGUGGCCUUGAGUAUUUUUUAAAAGGCUCAACUGUAAGCCUCUUAGCCAACUGGAUAAAUAUUUGGGGUCACCUUGCCAUUGAAAGCAGAAAGCAGUUGUGACACAGCUUUCCCUUCAGAGAGCCAUUGAGAAACAGUUCUCAAAUAGGAAAUCCUUCUUUUACUAAUGCGGACAUAUAGAUUAUUCGUAUUAUAGUUUGUAGAACUACCUAGUUCAGAAUCUUGACUGCCAGUUUUCUUGGUUUCUUAGGCUUAAAUUUUCAUUGACCAUUGAAACAGUUUAGAUGCCUUUUGAAAGGAAUGUAACGAAGAUUUAGCCUCUGACUAUAUGUGUGUCUCUUCUGAAAUAAUAAUGGAGAGUAUACUGUAGAUUACAUGUUUACCCAUCAAAUCUGACUUAAAAGGUUAAAUGGAAGGUUUUAUAAGUAAGGUAAUUGAUUGGAAUGGAGUAGGGGGAGGAGUUGUGGGGGAAUAGUGUGCAUUUCAGUCUCUUAAUGCAUAGAUAAAUUUAGGGGAAUUGGAUGUAUUAUGCCACUUUGAUUUGGGUUGUAAAAUGUGUUAAAUCCUGUUCAUUGAACUCCCAUCAACUCUUUUAUAAAAUACAUGCUGAUCUUCGUUACCGUUGCAUGAUUGGAAAUGUUUAAAACAUUGUACAGUUUUAGUACAGAGUAGUGUAAUGGUUUUUGUGACCAGUUUUUUUCUGCAUGUAAUUUGAAUUUCUCAAAUACAUUCAUUAGUAAUUUAUCAGUAACAUUAGUUUUAUUUUUGUUCAUCUUCCUAAUCUAUAAAAAGGGGAUAUUCUUAGGAUAAAUACAUGAAAAAUUAUACUUGAUAGCUUAACUAUAAUCAGCUAUUUUUGUAUUUUUGUAAUAUUUGUCCACAAAGUUGGAGAAGCAGCCUCAUAAUAUACAGUUGAUUUUGUGUGUAUGUGGCUAGUCUUAUUGUCACUGUAUAAGUAAUCUAAUGGUUUUAGAAACUAAAUUUUCUAGAGCAAUAAAAUGACUAUAAUGUUAAGUAAA
Molecule: messenger RNA, 2503 nt
Organism: Macaca mulatta (Rhesus monkey)
Lineage: Eukaryota; Metazoa; Chordata; Mammalia; Primates; Cercopithecidae
Gene: TMEM33
Product: transmembrane protein 33
Biological process (GO): endoplasmic reticulum tubular network organization; membrane organization
Cellular component (GO): endoplasmic reticulum; membrane
Source: RefSeq, a predicted model, not a curated record